This is a messenger RNA of Fulvia fulva, 888 nucleotides long. RefSeq lists its product as uncharacterized. The record is from RefSeq and is a predicted model, not a curated record. The transcript has a single exon. The coding region runs from base 1 to 888 and encodes 295 amino acids. NCBI's taxonomy places the organism in Eukaryota, Fungi, Ascomycota, Dothideomycetes, Mycosphaerellales, Mycosphaerellaceae.
AUGUCGGACAUUACCGCCGCAGCAACGAGCAAUAUUGCAGAUGACAUUCGACCAUCAAACACCAGCACAGCACUCAACCACAACGCCACACGCUCACCCAAGCCAGCAUCCGAGCAUGAGGCGAGGCUGCAGCUACUCAACAUUGCACAAGAACUACAAGACAUCAUCUACGAAUAUGCGUUCGAGGAUGUUGUCCACAUUCAGCAACAGGACAUCGACGCAACAUACUCAGGACCACCACUCCUCUCCGCCCUCCGCACCAACACAAGACAAGACAUCUUCCACCGAGCCGAAGAAAUCUACUACAAGACCGCGAGCUUUGUCCUCGAAGAAGAGUUCCUGGUCCCCUUUCUCCUCCAACGCAAGGAAUACAGCAAGCACUUCUCAGACAUCUGCGUCUGGCUUCGGAACUACCCAGCGGUAGCAGCCGAUCAGAAGUGGGUCUUCAAGAGCCCUCUCGACUAUCCAAAAGCGCUCGAGGGCACAGGCUAUGCCUUGGUCUAUAUCUUGGCCCAAUUCAUGCUGGACAAGAAGUGUGCAACGGAGCUAGAAGAAGAGAACAUGUCGAAGUUGUACGAGGCGCUGAGCCAGGCUGGUAUCAAGGUGAAGGAGGACAUCCUGCGGGUCCCAGUCUUCAUGGAGUAUGAUGAAGGGGAAGGCAUCAAGUCUACCACUACCUGGACUUCAGAACCCAAGCGGGAUGUCCUCUGUCGGUGGCGCGACGUGCUUGAGACUCUUGAGCGCAAGCGCAAGGAGGAAAAAGAAGCCGCAAAGUCUGCACAGGCCAGCCAUAAUUCCAUCGAUGAAGUGGUCGACCAGGGACAGGAUGCGGACGACGAAACGGAUGCAGUGCAGGAGGACGAAGUUGAGGAUCAUGAUGCUACUUGA